AUGGCGGACGAACUGAGCCUGUUCCCGUACUGGAGGCGGUUGGAAAUCCGAAGUGAGUUGCAGAAAAACAGGAAGCGACAGGAGCUGGAGGAGAAGAUUGAGAGGAACAGGAGGGAACAUUACCGCAAGCUGUUCAGCGUCAGAGAAGAUGCUCGAAACUUUGAGGAGACGGCGCUCGAGGAGAUGGCGAGAAGGAAAGCGCGAGAGGAGCAGGAGAAGGCGAGGCUGCUUUCAUCCGAGGACUUCAACCCUCCGCUGAGAACUCAGAAGCAGGAAGAGAAAACGCAGGAGGAGGAAGAGAAAAAGGAGGAGGAGAAGGAGGACUACACCUUCACAGACGAGGAUGAAGAGGAGGGCGCGACUGGGUACGAUCAGGGUAGUUUCGAGAGCUCUGGAGGAGGGGACGAUUCGCGCGACCUUGAUGAAGGUUCUGAGAGAACUAGCGAAGUCUUUGAUCCAUCUGAACACUCGACGACGGCAGCGAGCAAGAUGACGGGGGAGAUAGAGGAGGAGGAGGAGGAGGAGGGAGGAGAAAUCGUGGAAUCUGUCAAGGACGGGACGUCUUCUGUAGAGGAGGAGCGAGAGGAGACAGAGGAGGAUGGAAGUCUGCGAGCACAGGAGGAGGAGGAGGAGUCUUUAGCAAGCAGCUCGAAGAACGACCAGCAGUACUCGGACGACGCGGAGGAAGAGCUGACGGAAAGGGAUGAUUACUCGCAAGGAAGUUUCGAGGAUACGGAAGAGGGAGCGAGGGAGGGCGCAAAGACUCCUGUGCCAGCAUCGGAGGAGGAGAGACAGGAGCGUGCUCGUGCUGAGACGUCCAAGGCAGACAGUGAGCGUGUGGGAGGAGGAGGAGGAGGAGGAGGAGGAGGAGGAGGAGGAGGAAGGAAAUUUGCUGAAGGUGUUGAGGAUGGGAGGGAGGAAGGGGAGGAGUGGGCAGGGAUGCGAGAGCGAGUCAGGCGCGAGCACGAGAGAGCCGCCGUGCUGGGCAAGUGUGGUGUAUGCGAGGAUGAGAAUUGUACGGAUCCCUCGCACAGAGAUCCAACGUCGAACCCCUUCUGGCAUGGAGGGGUGGCGCAGGCUACCUCUGCCAUCCAACAGGCCCUGAUGCGACAGGAGCAGCAAUUCAUCGGGAGCAAAGUCAUGCAGUAUGCUAAGCAAGCGCAGGAGUGGAAGAGCGAUCGCUGUCGCAGCACGUGGGGCAUUGGGACUCAAGCUGACCGAAUCGACUCAAGCUUUCAUCGAGAUGCAGAUCCUUUCAGGAUUCAAUUUCUCACUGACUUCACGGACUUGUAUGUCAAGAACAUAUCACCAGACAGCUCUUUGGAUGUUGUUGUUGAGAUAUUCUCCCUGGUCUCCUUGAGCUCGACGCAAAUCUUUGUGGGGAACGAGAUCUUCACUAGAAACAAGGAGCACGAGGGAGGGAAGGGAGGACGAGGAGAAGGAGGAAGAGGAGGAGGAGGUGAAGGGGGAGGGGGAGGAACGCAGCAUGAAAGCAUGCGGCACCUUGCCUCCUGCCAGCUGUUCCGUUGCAUUCAUGACGGCAACAUCGACGGCGUCCAGAAAUCGCUCCUCCAUGGCGGGGCAGACCCCAACGCUGUGAUCACCCUCCGCAACUUCCCUCGACUUUUCGGGAACCAGGACAGCGGGGAGAUGGACGGAGAGGAGUUUCAGGAGCACAGCUCUGCGAGAUGGCCAGCUGUCGGGUUCGAGGGGCGCGACGGGGAAAGCGCCCUGCAUCUGGGCAUGUUCAAGGAGGGCAGCACACAAGGUUCAGACUAG
Messenger RNA from Guillardia theta CCMP2712, 1779 nucleotides. RefSeq lists its product as hypothetical. The record is from RefSeq and is a predicted model, not a curated record. Bases 1 to 1779 code for a protein of 592 amino acids. Lineage: Eukaryota; Cryptophyceae; Pyrenomonadales; Geminigeraceae. The transcript is spliced from 6 exons.